AUGCAACAACAUGAAGGGGUGCUGCUGACGCAUGACGUGUUGCCCCACCUCCCUUCCCUCCAACAGAUUACAGUUGAAAACUGCGAGGGCAUAGAGAUGAUAAUAGGCACUGCCCCCGACAUGACGCAACCUUCCUUCCCAAAGUUUACACACCUGACUCUAAGGAAUCUUCCGGAACUGAAGGAGAUAUGUGAUUGGAUCGACAGUUGCGAUCACAUCCAAUUUAUUGAAAUAUCAAGAUGUCCGAAGCUGAAGAGGAUUCCUUUGCCACUGCGCCCACGUGACAGUGGCCUCCUUUCUCCUCCCCCCUCCCCUGGACAGAUUUUGAUGGAUCAGGAGACGUGGCAAGCACUUGACAAUGGCCUCCUUUCUCCUCCCUGCUCCCUUGGACAGAUUUUGAUAAAUCAGGAGACGUGGCAAGCGCUGGAGUGGGACCAUCCCCUUGCCCGUAUCUCCCUUGAACCUUUCGUCGAGUUUAUUUCUGAAUGGUGAAGCUGCAGAUAAUCAGUUGAGGAUGAAUUGUCUUCUGAUGGCAGUGGACAUCAAAGUUAUCGCCAUUACCACGUCGUCCUGCUCGGUUGAUUUUUGAAGUACCUCUGAUUCCUGUGAUGACAUGUUUAAUUUGUUUAUGCCUUCUUUUCCUAUCUGUGAUAAGCAUCUCUCUUUCUGUA
This is a messenger RNA of Eucalyptus grandis, 671 nucleotides long. Its product is annotated as disease resistance protein At4g27190-like. Bases 1 to 492 code for a protein of 163 amino acids. The transcript has 2 exons. The record is from RefSeq and is a predicted model, not a curated record. NCBI's taxonomy places the organism in Eukaryota, Viridiplantae, Streptophyta, Magnoliopsida, Myrtales, Myrtaceae.